Messenger RNA from Mytilus trossulus (common blue mussel), 2556 nucleotides. RefSeq lists its product as uncharacterized. The record is from RefSeq and is a predicted model, not a curated record. The coding region runs from base 615 to 2402 and encodes 595 amino acids. The transcript is spliced from 7 exons. NCBI's taxonomy places the organism in Eukaryota, Metazoa, Mollusca, Bivalvia, Mytilida, Mytilidae.
CACUGCGCAUUAUCAUUAUUAACAUCGGUCAGACAAGUUUGUUGUGAUUGAUAGAUAAAAUUGUUGGUUUCAGCCAAACUUUAAUCUUUCAUUUAUUAAGGCAUUGAAAUAUUAAAAUUAAAUGUUGAUAAUGAUAAUUUCCAUCUUCAUAUUUGACUUGACAAGCCGACUUGUCUGUUUAAUGCGCAUGCUAUUUUGUUUACUUAGAAAGACAUACAGUGACAUCAACAUUUCAUAAACCUCAUUUCGAUAUAUAAAUUCAAUUACAAGAUAUUUCUAUUUUCCUUUUUUUUACGUUGUAAUUUUCUCUUUAAUUUAAACAUUCUUUUCACUAACAACCUGCAUGCGCAUGCGUUUAUAAUCUGCUGUGCGUACGCACCAAUUUUAUUUACAGUUCCAACUCAGCAAACAGAAAUAUGCGACUUGCAAAAAGAAUCAAAUACAAAAGGAUGAUUUGUUUACUAUUUUAGGUUUUUAGAUAAACAUCCUUAUAAGUAUACAUUAUAGAGUUAAAACAACAAAUGUAACAUUUAGCAAAUAUAUACUUUGAAAAAGAAAUAACUGCAUACUUAAAAAGGAUGUUUAUUUAAAGAAACUGUAACUAUGAUUUUAAUAUGCAACAAUCAGUUAUUUCGUCCUAUUUUUUCACUGGUGGCGGAGGAAUUUUUUCCUCUGGUGGCGGAGGCGCCCAUGGUGCUGGAGGAGCCAAUGUUAUGAAACUAGGCAAUGGUAUAGAAGUUAUCGAUACCGGUGCAGCCAAAAUAUUCGACCUUGGUUUCGGACCUGAAAACCUUGAAAAGAUUCUUCAAACUCAAGCUGUUCAGGCCAUACUAAAUGAUGCCACUGUUACUGGUGGUGGCCAUGGAGGCGCUGGCGGCCAUGGUGCUGGCGGUCAUGGUGGCGUUGGAGGUCAUGGUGGUGGUGGCGGCCACGGUGGUGCUAACGGAGGUCAUGGUGGUGGUAAUGGCGGCCAUGGAGGUCCAAGAGACAUUUUCAUUGACCAAGCAGGACACGCAGGUGGGGCUGGAGUUGAUUUUCUAGGUGGGGGACAACAACUUGUCUUCGAUCAAGGAGCUCCAAUUGGCGGGGAGGUUGGUAUAAACGCAGGUCAAUUUGUCGACUUUGGUAUUGGGGGUCAUGGUGGACAAGCAGGGGGCGGGGGCCAUGGUGGGAUUGUAGAUAUGGGACAUGGAGGUGCCGGAGGACAUGGAGGUGCCGGAGGCCACGGCGGACUAGGAGGAGGAGGAGGGCACGGCGGUCACGGUGGAUUCGUAGAUGUUGGACAUGGCGGUGCUGGAGGUCACGGUGGACUCGGAGGAGGAGGCCAUGGUGGACACGUAGAUUUCGGACACGGUGGUGGAGGCAAUGGUGGGCAAGGCAGUGGGAAAGGAGAUAUAAAUAUUGGAAUCGGAUUAGGCUCUGGAGGCGGCAUGGGUCAAGGAAUUGCCGGUGGAGGAAAAGCUGUCGGAAUAGGAAUGGGAGGUGGUGGUGGACACCAUGGCGGCGCCGGUGGACAUGGAGGCAGUGGUCAUGGUGGCUCCGGGGGACAUGGAGGCGGUGGUCACGGCGGUGCUGGUGGACAUGGCGGCGCUGGUGGUCACGGAGGCGCUGGUGGACAUGGAGGCGGUGGUCACGGCGGCGCUGGUGGACAUGGAAGCGCUGGAGGUCACGGAGGUGCUGGAGGACAUGGAUUAGGAGCUGAUUUCGGAUUUUUGCCUCAAGAUAUAGGAAUGGGUUUCGGAACUAAAGAUCUAGCACUCGGUGUUGGAGUAGGUCCUGGAAGUAUUGGAGCAGGAAUCUCAGGAGGUCAAGGAGGAGGAGCUGGGAUGGGAAUGACCCAUGACUCAGUCGGCAUUGGUGGAGGAACUCAUGGCGGUGGUGGAGCAGCAAUGGGAGGUGCAGAUGCCCAAGUUGGCCUUGGAUUUUCGGCUGGUGAUGGCUUGGGUCUUGGUAUGAGUAAACCUGGAGCUGAUGCUGACAAUGUUCAAGUGAACGCUGCUCCCGGCGGUGGUGCACCAACUGAUCUAAUUAUAAACGGCGCUGAUAAUAUCAAUGUGGACAGUGGCAUUAACUUCGGACAUUUAGACGGAAACGGAGGUCACUUUGGAGCUGAUGCUGGACACCACGGUUCUCAACACCCAGUAGCAAUCAUUGGAAUCGACAAACACGGUCAAGGCGGACACGGUGGUCAAGGUGGACAUGGUGGUCAAGGAGGUGUUAUUGAUAACGGAGCUCAAUGGGACCAAGGAUUCGGACAUUUCGAUCAGGGAGCAAAUGGAGCUUGGGACCAAGGAUUUAACGGACACAUCGAUGCUGGUCAUGGUGUCGUAGACCUCGGAAUCGGACAAGGAUCUGGACAUGUUUCCGGACAUGGAAAAUCUGGUGGCAAAGUUCUUCAUUAAGAAUCAUUGACGAAUAUCCAUUCAUAUCGCCUGAGAAGCACGCGCAUCACCCAAGGACAGUUCAUUCCAUUCAUCAAUCAUCCUAACUUAUGUAAAAUUCAUUCAUUUGUACAAUAAAUGGUGUUUAAUAAAAAGUUAUUUUUAUAAAUAAUAA